Messenger RNA from Gorilla gorilla gorilla (western lowland gorilla), 8185 nucleotides. RefSeq names its product glutamate ionotropic receptor AMPA type subunit 4 (gene GRIA4). The record is from RefSeq and is a predicted model, not a curated record. Gene Ontology annotation, cellular component: membrane. Gene Ontology annotation, molecular function: signaling receptor activity; ligand-gated monoatomic ion channel activity. Gene Ontology annotation, biological process: monoatomic ion transport. Lineage: Eukaryota; Metazoa; Chordata; Mammalia; Primates; Hominidae. The transcript is spliced from 15 exons. Bases 498 to 2813 code for a protein of 771 amino acids.
AGGGGACGCCAGGAGGGCAGCGAUGCUCCGGGCUGGUGCAGGCUUGCUGGGGGAUGUCGGCUGAUGCGAGCUGGAGAGCGCGUGUGGCGGCCGCGGCGCCAGUGUUUGUGUGUAUGUGAGAAAGCAAGGGGCGAGCGCGAGUGCGAGUGAGGCAAAGAUAGAGCGCAUGUCUCAUCCCUGCGAGCAGCCACUAGACGCUCCACCACCAUCUUUUGCAUGUGCAACAUUUGCAGCCGGACAGAAAACCUCUCCCAGGGCUAUGGAGACUGCGGGAAAAAUCUGGCGGCUCGCGAUGGAUUGCUAAGGAGAAAUAGUCAUAAUCUUAAACCACCGAAACCUCUUUCCUUUUUUUUCUUUCUUUUCUUUCUUUUUUUUUUUUUUUUUUUUUUGGUUGAUUUUAAUUUUAGCGCCAUCGUCUUCAAUGCUUCUCUGAACAGCCUUUAGGAAGAGUGCGAGAGAAAGAGAGAGAGCGCGCGCCAGGGAGAGGAGAAAAGAAGAUGAGGAUUAUUUGCAGACAGAUUGUCUUGUUAUUUUCUGGAUUUUGGGGACUCGCCAUGGGAGCCUUUCCGAGCAGCGUGCAAAUAGGUGGUCUCUUCAUCCGAAACACAGAUCAGGAAUACACUGCUUUUCGAUUAGCAAUUUUUCUUCAUAACACCAGCCCCAAUGCGUCGGAAGCUCCUUUUAAUUUGGUACCUCAUGUGGACAACAUUGAGACAGCCAACAGUUUUGCUGUAACAAAUGCCUUCUGUUCCCAGUAUUCUAGAGGAGUAUUUGCCAUUUUUGGACUCUAUGAUAAGAGGUCGGUACAUACCUUGACCUCAUUCUGCAGCGCCUUACAUAUCUCCCUCAUCACACCAAGUUUCCCUACUGAGGGGGAGAGCCAGUUUGUGCUGCAACUAAGACCUUCAUUACGAGGAGCACUCUUGAGUUUGCUGGAUCACUACGAAUGGAACUGUUUUGUCUUCCUGUAUGACACAGACAGGGGAUACUCGAUACUCCAAGCUAUUAUGGAAAAAGCAGGACAAAAUGGUUGGCAUGUCAGCGCUAUAUGUGUGGAAAAUUUUAAUGAUGUCAGCUAUAGGCAACUUCUAGAAGAACUUGAUAGAAGACAAGAGAAGAAGUUUGUAAUAGACUGUGAGAUAGAGAGACUUCAAAACAUAUUAGAACAGAUUGUAAGUGUUGGAAAGCAUGUUAAAGGCUACCAUUAUAUCAUUGCAAACUUGGGAUUCAAGGAUAUUUCUCUUGAGAGGUUUAUACAUGGUGGAGCCAAUGUUACUGGAUUCCAGUUGGUGGAUUUUAAUACACCUAUGGUAAUCAAACUAAUGGAUCGCUGGAAGAAACUAGAUCAGAGAGAGUAUCCAGGAUCUGAGACUCCUCCAAAGUACACCUCUGCUCUGACUUAUGAUGGAGUCCUUGUGAUGGCUGAAACUUUCCGAAGUCUUAGGAAGCAGAAAAUUGAUAUCUCAAGGAGAGGAAAUGCUGGGGAUUGUCUGGCAAAUCCUGCUGCUCCAUGGGGCCAGGGAAUUGACAUGGAGAGGACACUCAAACAGGUUCGAAUUCAAGGGCUGACAGGGAAUGUUCAGUUUGACCACUAUGGACGUAGAGUCAAUUACACAAUGGAUGUGUUUGAGCUGAAAAGCACAGGACCUAGAAAGGUUGGUUACUGGAAUGAUAUGGAUAAGUUAGUCUUGAUUCAAGAUGUACCAACUCUUGGCAAUGACACAGCUGCUAUUGAGAACAGAACAGUGGUUGUAACCACAAUUAUGGAAUCCCCAUAUGUUAUGUACAAGAAAAAUCAUGAAAUGUUUGAAGGAAAUGACAAGUAUGAAGGAUACUGUGUAGAUUUGGCAUCUGAAAUUGCAAAACAUAUUGGUAUCAAGUAUAAAAUUGCCAUUGUCCCUGAUGGAAAAUAUGGAGCAAGGGAUGCAGACACAAAAAUCUGGAAUGGGAUGGUAGGAGAACUUGUUUAUGGGAAAGCAGAGAUUGCUAUUGCCCCUCUGACAAUCACUUUGGUACGAGAGGAGGUCAUUGACUUUUCUAAGCCCUUCAUGAGUUUGGGCAUAUCUAUCAUGAUCAAAAAGCCUCAGAAAUCCAAACCAGGAGUGUUUUCCUUCUUGGAUCCUCUGGCCUAUGAGAUUUGGAUGUGCAUAGUCUUUGCCUACAUUGGUGUCAGCGUGGUCUUAUUCCUAGUUAGUAGAUUUAGUCCAUAUGAGUGGCACACAGAAGAGCCAGAGGACGGAAAGGAAGGACCCAGCGACCAGCCUCCCAAUGAGUUUGGCAUCUUUAACAGCCUCUGGUUUUCCCUGGGUGCUUUUAUGCAGCAAGGAUGUGACAUUUCACCCAGAUCCCUCUCAGGUCGAAUUGUUGGAGGUGUUUGGUGGUUCUUUACACUCAUCAUUAUAUCAUCUUAUACUGCUAACCUCGCUGCUUUCCUGACGGUUGAGCGAAUGGUCUCUCCCAUAGAAAGUGCAGAAGACCUGGCCAAACAAACAGAAAUUGCCUAUGGAACACUGGAUUCAGGGUCAACAAAAGAAUUCUUCAGAAGAUCAAAAAUAGCAGUGUAUGAAAAGAUGUGGACCUACAUGCGAUCAGCAGAGCCAUCAGUGUUCACUAGGACUACAGCUGAGGGAGUAGCUCGUGUCCGCAAAUCCAAGGGCAAAUUUGCAUUUCUCCUGGAGUCCACUAUGAAUGAAUACAUUGAGCAGCGAAAGCCAUGUGACACGAUGAAAGUGGGAGGAAAUCUGGAUUCCAAAGGCUAUGGAGUAGCAACGCCCAAGGGUUCCUCAUUAAGGAGGAGGACAGAGGAGAACUAACCAGCUCCAGGACCAAGGCUGUAUCUGUUCAGUUGACAAGACCACCUGCCUUUCAAGUUUUUUCUCAGCUCAAGGAGUAUUUAGCCUGAGAGGAUUGAAAUUGCCAUCUUACAAUGGCUUCCAAAACUUAAUCAGGCAUAGACCCUACCAAGCCUGACAAACUUCCCAGGAAAAAGAAAAUUUCCCGCAGAGAGCCAUAGAAGGAUGAAUAUAUAGUUUAGCUAUACAGGGAAGAGUCAUGAUAGGAAACAAAAGGUAUCCUGGUACUGUAGGAGGAACACUGGACCAGAAAGCAGAAGACCUGCGCCCCAGCUGGACUUUGAUGGACAAUUCACCUAACUUUCAUUAGGCCCCAGGGACUGCAUCCUAGGGCCUAAUAAGAAGGAUGGGCAUAACCUCUAACCUACAUUUUGAUUCAAAAAUUCUGGGAUUCUAAGUCUUUAAAGGAAUUGAUGAAAGUUUUUAGGAGUCAGCAAAGAAUGGGAAAAGUAAAGAUGAUCCGUAGACCAUGGAAUGGAAUUCUGGAAAUCACAUAAGGAGAUGAAGAAAUCAAGAGUCAGAGACAGUGGGGGAGUCCACACAGCAAAUCCUGGUCCAGGCAGGGCAUCUGCAUGAAAGACACAGUACUGUUGAACAGCUCACAUGCUGUUUAUGUAACAGAGACCAGUUCUUAUAUUUUAAAAUUGUAUUUUACCUACUUUAAAGCAAAUUUACUUUAGAAUAAUAAUAACCACAACUUGAAAAAUGAAUGCUAUUCAGAGAUAACUUGAAGAACUUCACUAGCUAGGCAAGGUCUCAUUUGAAACAAAGCUUUCACAUGUAUAAUUUAAGCACAGUGAUAACAACAAGGGAAUGGCCUGAGGCAGGGACUUUACUGAGUAUAGUCUCAAACACCCCAAGGCCACCACAAAUAAAUAAAAUGUGUGGUAUGAAAUAUGAAUAGUUGAUAUUUUCUCAAUAUUAUAUAACUAAAAGCAUCUUUUCACAUUUUUUAAAAUUUUUAUUGGUUUCACAUUCAGUGUUUAAAAAUGGGAGUGGGUAUGGUGGCUCACACUUGUAAUCCAAGGCAGGUGGAUCACUUCAGCCCAGGAGUUCGAGACCAGCAUGGGCAACAUGGCAAAACCACAUUUCUACAAAAUAUACAAAAAUUAGCUGGGUAUGGUAGUGUGCACUUGCAGUCAAUCUUAGCUACUCAGGAGGCUAAGGUGGGAGGAUCACCUGAGCCUCGGGAGGUCAGGGCUGCAGUGAGCCAUGAUCAUGCCACUUCACUCCAGCCUGGGCAACAGAGUGAGACCCUGUCUCAAAAAAUAAAAAUAAUAAAAAAUUAAAAUGUUCUGCAUAUGAUGCAACUGUACAAUGAUCACAGAUUGAGGCUAGUACUUUGGAAAUCCCUUCUCAAUAAAUCAGUCUUAAAAUCUCUGCUCUAUUAAAAUUCUGAGCCACCAGGUGUCAUAGAAAUGUUUUUAUUUCGCUUACCUUUAAUAGACAGACUUAGAAGUCAUCACUAACUAUUUUUAAAAUAAAUGUUAUUCGAAUUUAGAACAGAUAUAUUUUUAAUCUGUGUUCAAGUUGCCCUUCCAAGGUCUGUGAACCCCUGAAAUUAUGUAUAAGUCUGGGGUUUUAUAAGUUUUUGCAUUUCUUCCUGAGAAAGUAUUUGUACUUUCAUUGAAUUCUAAAAGAGAACCAUGACCCAAAGUAGGUAAAAAAAUUCUACUCUGUGACCUAAAAUUGACAAAAUCAUGAAGCUAAGUUUCAUGAAAUAUUUGUAAAUAUUACCUAAAAAAUACUCAACACUAAAAGUGUAAUUAAAAUUUUCAUUGAUCACACUCCCUAGCUAAUGCUCUGGCUAAGUUCCUGGGAGAUAUCCUAACAAAAAUCACAAAGCUCCUUCAAGGAAUAACAUUCCUCAGAUCCAUGUCUCAACUAGAAAUUAAUCAUGCAAAUUCCAAUGAACAUGCAAUUUAGAGACAAUUGCUGGAAUCCAGACAAGUAUCGGUUUAACUUGUUCAGCUCUCCUUGACUCAACUUGGAAUAUGAAAUACAAAGGUUUCCACACUAACUUAAUUACAUAUAUGUCAUCUAAAACCCAAACCAAAGACACUAAAUCCUUCCUUAUCAAAGUAGUUUUCAAGUGCUCAUUGCAAAUCAUGCUGGGUCUGAAUUGUCUUUCCACUUACAAACAUUUUUCUCUCCUUAUUUUAAUAUUAAAUUCCUGAUCAAUAGUACCAUUUAAUGCAAAUCUUACUUGUCAUCGCAUAGGCAAACUGGAGUAAAAACUCAAUAUCUUUUCUAAAAACUUUUUGCAUAUAUAUGUAGAGCAAUCUAGCCCAAAUUCUGCCUUUGGAAAUGAGUGCACAAAUCCAAUGAUGCAAAAAGAGCCUUGUGCUUGUCUACUGGAAUGAAUAAUUUGGGAAGAAAAGUAAUAACACGGCUACAAGUUAAAUUGAAAACUUAGUGGAGCAUUGAUAAUGCUGAAAACUGGCUACUCUUCGAGGCUAAAUAGUUGAUAAAGGGUAGAAUUGUGAAUGCAAAAGCCUUUCCUUAAAAUUAGACAUAUUUAGUUCUUAACUCUUCAUCAUUUGACAGCCUAUUCUUAUUUACUUUUUGUGUUUUCUUGAUUAAUAAAAUAGUCAUUUUUUCUCAGUAGGUCAUUAAUUGACUUUACACAGAGUUCUGGGGUUGUUGUAAAUUCUCGGCUUUUUUGCUUACUUGCUCCAUUCACCUUUAUCUGGAAGAUGUCAUUAAUUAAACUACAAAAGUAAAUCCUACGUGAUAUUUGCUUCUCUCUACCUAUUUCAUCUUGUUAUAUGGAAUAUGCAUAGAAUUUUUGUGAAAAUACUGACAAUGCAGCUAUAUUUAAUAAUAGAAUGAAUAGUCUAUGUAGAGUUGGUUAUUCAUAUUUCAUGAAAUUACUAUUUUCUUAUUAGCAUGGUUCUGGGAAAACUGUAGCACAUAUAUAUGUAUACACAUACACACACACACACAUAUAUAUAUAUACAUACAUACAUACACACACACACACACACACACACACACACUUGCUGCUAACAAAGCUUAAAUCAAAUGAGUUUUCCAAUCUGGAAUUUUAGUUUGAUUUCAAGAAAGGUAUAAAAUAAAUAUGUAGCAUGAUAGAAUAUAAAAAUAAAUUGUAUUUUUUAACUCCUACAAACAAAUCCAAAAAAAGACUUUUUCUUAGGGUCUCUAAUACUUGUUAGGGAAAGAACAUAGUUGCUAGCCAUAAAUCUGUUUUUCUGAAAACAGAGAUAUAAACUCUUUCUUUUUUUGUAAAUAGCACACUAAGCAGGACUCAAGCCUAUUCAGUCACAUUCAUUUAAUUCAGCCUAAGGGAAAAGACUCACCUUGUCUAUAUAAAUAUGUGUGAAACAGCAAGUCUUCUUUCUAGGCCACUAAGAGUUCUAUUAACCUCCUGUAGCUCCUGUCUGAUGGGGUAUGUCUGCUAAUUGAUGCAUUGCUCAUACUUCUCUGCCUGACCUGUUCCCAUCAAAUAAAGUAGAGCCCUCAUAGAAGCCAAAUACAUCACAUGUCCUCCAGCCUGUGACUAGAGGGACAAAACCAACUGAACCAAAGCAAACCAGAUAAUCAGGAACAAUAAAUGUUUUUCUAAGAACUUUAAGAAUAACCCCUAAUUUAUAUCUCAAAUUUUAUUUAAUCCAAAAUAGAGUAUAUUAUUUGGCUUGAAUAAAACAAUUCCAUAAGGUAUUAUAUUACAAAAUAACUGAAAGCUUUGUUUUUUACUAAUUAUUACAGUAUCACUUUCCACUGCCCAGAAAAUUUUGGGUGUGUGGGGGCAUAAAGAACAAAUGCAAUUUAAGUUCAUCAUCAUCUUACACCCAGAGAUUGUGAUUUGUUGUAUUUUCUUUCAUAUUCUUUUCAACAAUCAACAUUAUAUAUACGUAUACUUAUAUAUAAAUGUAUAGUUUAUUCUCAGACUAAGAUCAAAAUGAACACACACUUGUUUCUUUUUCUGCUUAACAUUAUACUAUAAGUACUCCCUCUUGCCAUUGAAAUUUUUUUAAUGGUUAUCAAACAUCAAUCAUAUGGAUCAUUGGUACUUAUCAACACUAUAACGCCAGAAGCUUUGUAACAUAUGGUACCCCAAUUUAGAAAAAGCUGAUACAGUGGGGGUUAGGUCUGAGCAUGAGUAUUUGCAAUAUGCAGUUAUUAUACUCAAGUCAAAGUUGAGACCAGUGGUGUAUACCAAAAUCUCCUUAAUCUUCCCUCUUUUUGAUAGGUAUAUUGCUUUCAAUUUAUAUAUAUAUAUAUAAUGCUAUAUAUAAUGUUAUACAUAUAAUGCUAUAUAUAAUGUUAUAUAUAUAAAAUGCUAUAUAUAUAAUGUUACAUAUAUAUAAAAUGAGAUUUAUCAUAAGUCAUUUUGGCAGCACCUUUAAUUUCUUAGGAUUGAUUGCUCUAAGGGGAAUUAUUUAAUUAAGGGUGAGAAUUGUUUUAAAGCUUUUGUUGUAUAAAGCCAAAUUAUUUUCUUUUUGGUUUUUAAUUCUUUUUUUCUCCUUUUUUUAAAAUUUCGUCUUUAAAAAAUGGGAUAUAUGUGCAGAACGUGCAGGUUUGUUACAUAGGUAUACAAGUGCCACAAUGGUUUGCUGCACCUAUUGACCCGUCCUCUAAGUUCCCUCCCCUCACCCCCAACCCUCCAACAGGCCCUGGUGUGUGCUGUUCCCUUCUCUGUGUCCAUGUGUCCUCAAUGUUCAACUCCCACUUAUAUGAGUGAGAACAUGUGGUGUUUUGUUUUCUGUUCCUGUGUUAGUUUGCUGAGGAUGAUGGCUUCCAGCUUCAUCCAUGUCCCUGCAAAGGACAUAAUGUCAUUCCUUUUUAUGGCUGCAUAGUAUUCUGUGGUAUAUAUGUACCAUAUUUUCUUUAUCCAGUCUAUCAUUGAUGGGCAUAUGGGUCGGUUCCAUGUCUUUGCUAUUGUACACAGUGCUGCAAUAAACAUGUGUGCAUGUGUCUUUAUAGUAAAAUGAUUUAUAUUCCUUUGGGUAUAUACCCAGUAAUAGGAUUGCUGGGUCAUGGUAUUUCUGGUUCGAGAUCCUUGAAGAAUCACCAUAUUGUCUUCCACAAUGGUUAGACUAAUUUAAAUUCCCACCAACAGUAUAAAAGCAUUCCUAUUUCUCCACAGCCUUGCCAGCAUCUAUUGUUUCCUGACUUUUUAAAAAUCACCAUUCUGACUGGCGUGAGAUGGUGGUACCUCAUUGUGGUUUUGAUUUGUAUUUCUCUAAUGAUCAAUUAUGUUGAGUUUUUUUCAUAUGUUUAUUGGCUGUGUAAAUGUCUUCUUUUGAGACGUGUCUGUUCAUGUGCUUUGCCCAAUUUUUGAUGGGACUGCUUGUUUUUCUCUUGUAAAU